This is a messenger RNA of Anthostomella pinea, 1575 nucleotides long. NCBI's taxonomy places the organism in Eukaryota, Fungi, Ascomycota, Sordariomycetes, Xylariales, Xylariaceae. The record is from the annotation of a GenBank genome assembly.
AUGGCGGCGAAGCGAUCCAAAGCAACUACAGACGACGAGCUGGGCGAGCUCUUUGAGGGCAUUGGCGACGACAGUGCAGUUAAGAAGUCCACCAAGGCCAAAGGGACUGCCCCAAAAACCCGCGGCGACAAGCCCGAGCAAGACAUCCUCGCCGAUCUGGAGAACGAGCUAGGCGGCCAGGAGACCGCUCGACCACACACCCCUCGCAUCAAGGAUACCUAUCCCAAACGAACCAGCACAGCGACCCCGCCACCUGCUGGCGUACGACUCUCCGAAGACAAGCCAUCCAGCAUCGCCCGCAAGUCCGCCGAAAGCGCUCGUUCGCUCCAUGCCAGCUUCACCCCUAGUGCCACCAGUUCCGAACUUCAAGACGCUGAAAAGAAGGGACCAGUUGAGCAGGACGUCCCUGCUCCCGCUCCCGAGGCUGCUGCCGGUGGCGGCUGGUGGGGUGGCAUCUUUGCUACAGCUACUGCCACGGCGAGCGCAGCUGUGAAACAGGCCGAGGCCGCGUACAAGGAGAUUCAGCAGAACGAGGAAGCAAAGAAAUGGGCCGAGCAGGUCAGAGGAAACGUUGGCGCGUUGAGAGGCAUCGGCGAGGACCUCCGUCACCGUGCGAUGCCGACGUUCGCCAACAUCCUGCACACGCUCGCUCCGCCCAUCUCGUCGCAUGAACGACUGCUCAUCCACAUCACCCACGACAUAGUCGGUUACCCAUCCCUCGAUCCACUCAUAUAUGGUGUCUUUAGUCGUGUCAUGUCACAGGUCGAGGGCGGUGACCUGCUUGUUAUCCAACGAGGUCAGGAGAACACCGCCCGCCGGACUUCCGACGCUGCCUUCUACACCGGUGCCUCUAGCUCUGCUGGUUGGCGCGACGGUCCCUGGUGGAGGCAGGUUGACUCGCCUCGCGAUCUCGGCGCAGUCAAGGGCCUACUCGAGGGGACGAAGCUGUGUCGCGUCAAUGCCGAGAGCUAUUCCCAUGACUUCUUCGCAUCAACUGGUGGUAUAGGCGAAGCACAGAGGCGUGCGUUGGAGCCAAUGAGCGAAGACAACCCUGUGCGGAACAGUGACAUCUUCCUUGCUGUCCAGCCCAUCGCCGUAGACGCCGACGAGGCGCUCUUUGCGGGUAGCACUGCUGACGAGGCUGAGAAGGAGACAAGCCCUGUCGCUGAGGACAGCACGGACACCCAAGUCUGCUUUGCCGUCUACGUGCUCGACCCAAUCCACGAGAUCAUGUACAGCACCGUCAGCCAGCAGAUCCCAAUCAAGUGGAUUCGCUGGCUCGAUGCGCCUUCGCCACUGACGCCGGCCACCAGCGAGAGCGAUCAGCCAGACUUGGAUGACCUGAACGUUCCCGACGAGAUCCGGGAGAUCGUCGAGAGUGGCGGUGUAGAUCCGCGAGAGUGGGUGGCUGAGUGGGUAGAGGAGACACUGAGCCUCAGCGUCGGUGUGGUCGCACAGCGCUAUGUUGCCAGACGGAUGGGCGUCGGCGAGGGAGGACUCGGCAGAGGAAAGCAGAAGAUCGAGAACCUGAUGCAGCAAGGUGCCGGCGAGGCUGCUCGGGCAGGGCUGAUCUGA